AAGUCGGGUCCUGGUUCUCGGGCCCAGUCACAACAAAGCGGCUCCGGUUCGUCGCCUCCGUUAAACCGUGAACACUCCGCACGUUCCCCGGAGGAGAACCCCCCGGCCGCCGCUUCUCCUCUGCCCGCCGAGGCCGCCUGGUCCCCGGGGCUCCGCGGCGGAUCUCCCGGGCUGCUGGGCUUCGCUCUCGGUGACGGAUGGAGGCGGAAAACACCGAGAAACCCGACGAAUAAACCACCGGAGAAGCGGAGUCGCUCAGGUUCAGGUCCCGGGCCCGGUGGCUCACAUGGCGGAGUAGAAGGCGACCCGUCGACCCGCUGGUUCCGAGCCGGGAGCCGCAGCAUGGCGCCGGGCGGCCUGGUGGCGGCCUGCCGCAGCCUGGCCCUGUCCACCUGGCUGCUGUCCUUCUGCUUCGUGCACCUCCUGUGCCUGGACUUCACCGUGGCCGAGCGGGAGGAGUGGUACACCGCCUUCGUGAACAUCACCUACGUGGACCCGGCCACGUCCGAGCUCCGCACCGACCGGACGGAGUGCGGCCGCUACGGGGAGCACUCCCCCAAGAGGGACGCCAAGGGGGCGGUGGUCCUGCCCGCGGCGCCGCACGACCGCCAGGCCUGCGACCCCAACACCCGCUUCACCAGCCCCCGGUUCCCCGGGCCCGCGCAGCCCGGGCAGCCCGCGGCCUGGAUCGCGCUCAUCGCCCGGGGGAACUGCACCUACAAGGACAAGAUCCGGAACGCGGCCGCGCACAACGCGUCCGCCGUGGUCAUCUUCAACGUGGGCUCCGCCAACGUCAACGACACCAUCACCAUGCCGCAUCCAGGUACCGGUGAGGUCGUCGCCAUCAUGAUCCCGGAGCCCAAAGGUCGCGAGGUGGCUCUGCUGCUGGAGCACAACGUGACGGUCACCAUGACCAUCUCCAUCGGGACCAGGAACCUGCAGAAGUACGUGAGCAGGACGUCAGUGGUGUUUGUCUCCAUCUCCUUCAUCGUGCUGAUGAUCAUCUCGCUCGCCUGGCUCGUCUUCUACUACAUCCAGAGGUUCAGAUACGCCAACGCCCGAGACAGGAACCAGCGGCGUCUCGGAGAUGCAGCUAAGAAGGCCAUCAGCAAGCUGCAGGUCCGCAGCAUCAGGAAGGGCGACGAGGAGACGGAGCCCGACUUCGACAACUGUGCCGUGUGCAUCGAGGGCUACAAGCCCAACGACGUGGUGCGGGUGCUGCCCUGCAGACAUCUGUUCCAUAAGAGCUGCGUGGACCCCUGGCUGCUGGACCACCGCACCUGUCCCAUGUGCAAGAUGAACAUCCUGAAGGCCCUGGGCAUCGCUCUCAACGCGGACUGUCUGGACGACCUCCCGCUGGACUACGACCUGGUCCUCGGCGGCGCCGGGGGGGGCGGUGUGGGUGGAGGAGGCGGAGUCGGGGCCCUGGCUCUGGAGGCCGUGGUGUCCGGGGCGUCCAGUGACGGCACCCUGAGCGAGGGCGGCUCCUCCGUGGUGCUGGACCCGGGUGUGAGACGGGUCGGACUCCCACAGGACUACCAGGACCCCGACUCCCUGAGGGACAGCCCUGUGACGGCCACCACCGACACACACACAGGUGAGCAUCAGCCAAUGGCGAGCAGCGCCUCAGUGGCCUCCCUGGUCAUCGCUGUGGAGACCGGUCUGUCGGACGAGGAGGGGUCUAUGGAGGACCCUCAGCUGGGGAACAAAUCCUGAGCUCGACAGAACCAAACCAGAACCUGAUAAAACCUCCGAUCAGGUUCCGACUGUGGACCUCACGGGACCUGAUCCUGGUCCAGGACCUGGUUUUGGUUUGGAAGCUAAACCAAGAAGCAGCACGAUGGUUUGACUGGGUUUUGUUUCUCUUUGGACAAAACGUGUUGAACUAAACUUGUUGGACUCGCGCCUCACUAGAACCUGGGUUCAGAUCCCGGGUUUAGAUCCCGGGUUUAGAACCUGGGUUUAGAACCUGGGUUCAGAACCCGCCUUGGUUUGAUUUGUUUUGUUCGUCUCCUCCUGGACUCUUGGAGUGGUUGGACUUAACGUAGGUGUAAUGGAACUCCACAUAGACCGGGUCAGACUGGACCACAUAGACCGGGUCAGACUGGACCACAUGGACCGGGUCAGACUGGACCACAUAGACCGGGUCAGACUGGGACUCAGACCCACCCACCUUCACCUGGUUCACGCAGUUUGUAGAAGAAGCGAACGAGACGAUUGAAACACUUUGUUCUGGAAGUGAAGGUUUCUGAACGUCACCUGAUGGAGAUCUGUGGACCAUCGACCCUCCUGGUUUAUCUGAUCCGGAUCCAGAACCAUCCGGAACACGGGCGACACAUGUCAUCUGUUUCCACUCGAACGCUGAGGACGUGUUGAUCGUAGCAUCGUCCCCACGGAGCAUCCGGCUGUGACUUUGUAUUUGGUCCAAUGAGAAGAUAGUUGUCAUGUGUAGUUUUGUCCGAUGAGUCGUUGUCUACGUCCUCUCCGACGAUAAAAAUGAUUUUGUUACUUUGUGCGCGUCUUCUAAGAAUAAGUGUAUUUUCAUUACAUUUAAAGUUCUCCUCAAAUUGAAUCAUUCGGCCUCAGAUAACAAACGUGUCAGAAAUCCACUGAUCGUUUGUGUGUUUGUGUGUUUGUGUGUGCGUCGUGUCCGCUCAGCUCACAAAGACGUUCCUCGCGUUCGAUCCCCGUCCAGUGUUGCUUGGUCCUGUUUCUGUGUCCGUCGGUCCGUGCGUCCUCUGGACCACACCUGUCCGUCACCGCGGCAGAACGCUGCCUUCUCAAAAACCAUUUACCCUCGACCCGACAAUCAAGGACGAUCUUUACGUGUCGCUCUCUGAACCUGUUCGCUGGAAUUCAAAUCUCCUGAGGUUACACACACCCCCCCCCCCCCCGAUGCAGAGCUGUCGACAGGAGAAAGUUCGUCAGCUCAAAGCCAAACGUGUAAAUAUUAAAUGUAUAUUCCAAGUUCCCUGUGCCACACGGGGGCGCUGUUGGCUCUGUGAGGAGCUGUGGUUGUUCUGUGGCGUCUCCGGGAUGUGAGCUUCCUGAGACCGAGAUAAAGAUUAUCGUCUAUUUUGAUACCAGACGUUUAUUUUUGUAACGAACUGAUUCGCUCCCGCCGGACGCCUCCAUGUGACAGAGUCGAUCGGCACAUUUCCUUGUUUAUUUAUGUAGCUGUACAAUUACCCACAAUGCAAUGGACCGUACGAAUCUUAACUCUAAGUUUGUGCGUUAGCAUCGGAGCGUCUACGAUGAGAGCGGAUCCUGUGGUAAACUGGACAACCACUGAUUUAAUCACCUUUUUGAAGUUGUUUCCACAAAUUGAAAUGAAAGAAAACGUGACAGAAAAAAUAAGAAACAGUUUGAAGCAAGUUAUUAAAAAAUAUUAGUUUCAAAAGAAAGAAUCCAUAAAUAAGAUCUACAGCAAGUUGUUGCUUUUACCAUUUCACUGUUUAUGUAUCUGACACAAAAUCAAAUUGAUUUAAUCUUAAGUUUUAGUUCCGACACUAAAACAAAUCUAAAUAUUUGAUGUUUCCAGUUCAACCACGAGUUCGAUUCCUCCUCGACCGCCAGAACCGACUCUGCAAGGUUCUUCUUCUUCUCCUCUUCUUCACCUGUUUCACGAUUUGUUCUACGAACUCCAGCUGCUUCGAGCUGCGAUGACUCGUUACAUCAUUUCCUGUAAAACAAACCAAGAUGCUGCAUUUGUGUUCUUUGCCGAGUUUUAGUGUAAAUUGAAUUAAAAUCCUUUUGUGUUGAAUUACGUCGAGGAUCAUGUUGUUCACUUUAUUUCUUUAUGAUCUCAGUCGAGCUGAAGUCGAUUCUUCUUUAAAUCUGUCGGUUCUGUUGGAAGCGACCCCCCCCCCCCCCCCCCCCCGCUCAGUUCCCUCGUUUGAGGUUUUUAAUCAACAUUAGUUUCCUUCAUUACGUCUUCCUGUGUUCCGACAAAAUCAAACUCUGCUUUUUAAUCAAACAGCUUUUUGAAAUAAUAUUCAUAUAUUUCAAAUGAAGACAUUGAUAUAUUUAUAUCAGUCCUUAAAGUCACGUGUCACAUCAUCAUAUAACGCCGGUGUUUCAUGUGGUGGACAGUCUGCAAUAAAUAAACAAAACGUCAAAUAUAGAAAAACGAGUUCUGCGACGGGAAUAUUUGCAAAAUGAGAACAGAUCUGAUUAUUGUGAUCCAGAGAUCUUGUAAUAAUUUGUCCUGAAAGGUCAACUUUUUAUUAGUUACAUUUUUGAACAUCAGCUGUGUUUUAAAAACGGGACCUCGCGUCGCUGUCAGUCAUGACGUCUGACUCCUCCCUGCUCCUCAUGAAUGCUGUGUUCUGAUUGGUUGCUCGGCCUCUUUAGUUGAUGCACUUUAAUCCUGUUUCUCUGGAAGGUUCUUAAGUCUCUUCUCCUCCUCUCAUCCUCCUCUCUUCGUUCUUCGCUGAUUUGGUUUCACAAGUGAUGUUUGUUUUUCUUGUGUUGUAUCUUUGUAACUUGUAACCCCCCCCCCACACACACACACACACACACACACUCACUAUAUUUUUCAUCUGAUGACAGAAGCAUUAUCAGUUUGAAUAUUUCAGUUUGAAUGAAGGGAAAUCCGAGGUUUGGAUCCAGGGAGACGAUCAGCUGCGUUUCUACGAUACACAUUGUUUUCAAAAUGUCUGUUUGUGCGAUUGUCCUGUGCACGCAAACUAAAAAUACACACCCCUACGUACACGCGUGUAAAUACUCCAUGUUGUUUCUGUGUUUCAGUUGAUGCACGUGUUCUGAUUCAGUACAGAAUUUAAAUAAAGUUUUAUUGCAA
This is a messenger RNA of Platichthys flesus (European flounder), 4801 nucleotides long. Its product is annotated as RING finger protein 150-like. The record is from RefSeq and is a predicted model, not a curated record. NCBI's taxonomy places the organism in Eukaryota, Metazoa, Chordata, Actinopteri, Pleuronectiformes, Pleuronectidae. Bases 343 to 1716 code for a protein of 457 amino acids. The transcript has 6 exons.